AUGUCCAACACUACCUCCAGUACACAGGCCGCCUCAUUGUCUUCUCUUGCAUCUAACGACAAGCCCAUCGUCUGGGCCCAGGAGGGGCCUCUUAACGCCGGUCCUUGGAGGGGCCCCUCCGCUGGCCCCUGGUCUUACACACAGCCUCGUCUCGAGAUCCUCCUCUCUGCUGGUAUGACUGGGGGCCGGCGCAUUGCCUUGCUGUGGUGGCCGGGGUAUUGUCUUGUUGGUGUGGCCGGCGCAUUGUCUGUUGUGGCCGGCGCAGCGCCGGAGGCUGGAGGUGUGUAA
This is a messenger RNA of Sordaria macrospora k-hell, 288 nucleotides long. Lineage: Eukaryota; Fungi; Ascomycota; Sordariomycetes; Sordariales; Sordariaceae. The record is from RefSeq and is a predicted model, not a curated record.